AUGAUAACGAAUUCAACAGGAUUGCACUUGGAGCUCUAUUGAGUCAUUAUGGAGUUUUGUUUGAAGAGUCUUGUACUGGAAUGAGCUGCAAAGAAGGUAAAAGAAGUUAGUAAAAAAGAAGCCAUUCAAAUUAGUGAUAAUGGAUGGAAGUAUACCAGCUCAACGAUAGAGCGCUACAAAAAUAAUUCAUCAGCUCUACUACGAAGGCAAAUUGAGAGCUUGCCUAGUAUUAUUGGACACAUAGCAUUUGGCUAA
Messenger RNA from Blepharisma stoltei, 255 nucleotides. The record is from the annotation of a GenBank genome assembly. Lineage: Eukaryota; Ciliophora; Heterotrichea; Heterotrichida; Blepharismidae.